This is a messenger RNA of Osmerus eperlanus (European smelt), 3790 nucleotides long. Its product is annotated as adhesion G protein-coupled receptor F4-like. The record is from RefSeq and is a predicted model, not a curated record. NCBI's taxonomy places the organism in Eukaryota, Metazoa, Chordata, Actinopteri, Osmeriformes, Osmeridae. The coding region runs from base 99 to 3137 and encodes 1012 amino acids. Gene Ontology annotation, molecular function: G protein-coupled receptor activity. The transcript has 17 exons. Gene Ontology annotation, cellular component: membrane. Gene Ontology annotation, biological process: adenylate cyclase-activating G protein-coupled receptor signaling pathway; cell surface receptor signaling pathway.
CUGACAGUCUACCAGAGAAACUGGAGGAUGUUCCUGGCGUAUUGAUUCUUACAAGCCAGCCACAGUCUCUAAUUACCACUUGACCAUCAAGAUAGAAGAUGUGGCUAACAGGUCUAAUUGUGCUGUGUGGCACAGCCCUCACCACUCAGGCGAUUGGAGUCGAAACCUACCACGCUGAGUUUGUGAUAGAGAGCAACGUCACGAUGGACAUCUCAACUGUUUUGGGCUCCUUAAAUCUCUCCCAGAUAUCACAACCAGGAAACAUUUCUGUCACAAAGCUUAACCUAACAGCAGUUUGUGAGAUAGUUGGGGAUCAGAGUACAUGCAACUGUUCCUUUGGAUAUGUGUGGAGUAACGCAGUGUGCAACAACCUGAACUGCUGCAGUGACACAUCUUGCUCUGCAAACAUAUCUGACUUCAUCAACAUCUGCAUACCCAAAGUGACAGUUUGUCUCAGUGGAUUGGUCACAAUUGCUGGCAGUCUGACAGUCUCUGGACCGGAUCUGGCAAAGACACUUACAAAGGAGUUCCAAAAUCUGAAUGGGUUUAAGGGGCUGAAAGUGACUGGGAACAGGAGCACAAACGCUGACUUUGAAGUGGAACUCAGCGUCAUAUUUGAAAAUGCAAAUCUCACUAGGGUAAUAACAGUCCUAGAAAGUGAAUUGAGGGCCACAAUAACAGUUGUCUCGUCAGGACUGGUUAGUAUCAAGUACCCAAAGGAAACCGUGGAUUACAACAGCCUCCAGACUCUAAACUGCACGUAUGGACAAGCAAUAGACAGUACAGGAUGGGACCUGACCAAUGGUAAUAUCACAUCAAAUAUCGACAAUGGGAUUGUGUCAGAGGUGACGUUUGAAUCUGGAAACUCCUCCAGUCACCCAUCCAAGACCAAUAUCAUCAUCAGAAAAGUGACAGGAAACUGGGCAGGAAAGUACACUUGCAGCUUCUCCAAAGGUCCAAAGGUGAAACAUGUCGCCUCAGCACAGCUUGACGUGGCCCUGCUGCCAGAUGUCAUCACCAUGACCACCAAGCCUCUGUCUGUCGACUGCUCUCACAAGACAGAAAGUAUUGUGGAGGUCAAAGCCACCAUUCAGGCCACAACAGAGCCCUACACCGUCAUGGCAACAUACAAUAACAAAGAGCAAACUGUAACUAAUACAAGUAAUAUGGCGCAGAUCAACUACACCUCCAAAAUAGAAAUUAACUGCCAGACAACACAAGGAUCCUCUCAAUCUGUAACCUACACAUUUACUAACAGAAACAAUAAAAAUAAGGAGGGAACUAUAUCUUUUCCAGUCUUUUACGAGGGUGAUACUACAUGUCCUGCUGAGAAAGACUGGCCUGAAACUCCAAGUGGAAGCACGGUGGUCAGUCAGGAGUGUGAAGCAGGCAAAGUGGGCUCUAAAGAGCGUACAUGCUCGAAAAAUAAAUGGUUGGAGAUAUUGUCCAAAUGUAUUUCAGAGAAUUUAAAGAAAGUUGCCAAUGCCGCAAAUGACUUUGCGCAGGGCCUUGGGGCCACCCAGGCCGUGGCUCUCUCGAUCUUCUCUGGGUUGAAGAACUCUUCAACGUCAGACAGCAGCAUGAACUUGGCCGAAACGCAGGAGUCCAUCAACGUUCUAAACACCAUGGCAACUGCAUCAGCUACCAUCGACCUGACAGAGUCUAUUCUGCCUGAUUUUCUUGGAGCAGCCAGCAAUAUCCUGAAUAACUCAUGGGAAGUCCUAACAAGUUCCAACAAGUCUUUGUUACACAACAUGUCUUCCAAGUACCUCAAUUCAGUAGAGGGAUUGGUGAGGAAUAUCCAAGUGAACAACACGCAGGAUCUGAUCACCCAUAACUUGGAUCUGAAGAUCUGGCGUGUGGAACCAAACACAACCUGUAACCACACGGUGUUCGGCGUAGCGGUCAUACUGAAUGCAUCGUCAGGGAGAGUUAAAACCAUGGCAAUGAAAGAACUGGGGAAAAAUUUAGAAAUGAAAUUUACAGACACACAACCUCCUAGUAUCAUCCUGACAGCGAUUCUGGAGAACUCAAGCUCAAGAAUCAACAUUAAGCUCAGUUUCCCCCCAAUCGAGGGUAGGACCGAGGACAGUGAGGUGUUCUGUGUUUUCUGGAACACCAGCACCAACGAAUGGUCAAGGGAAGGUUGCUGGUUGAAUUCCAUUGAGAACCAAACCUUUUGUGAGUGUAACCACCUGACUUCCUUCUCCAUGCUCAUGUCAAAAACCUCAGUGAGCCUGCCAUUCCUGGAUGAGAUCACCUACGUGGGUCUGGGAGUGUCCAUCUGUUCCCUCCUGGUCUUCCUGGUCAUCGAGGUGUUCGUUUGGUCCGCUGUUGUCAAGUCAAACCUCUCACACUUCCGCCACACAGCUAUGGUGAACAUCUCCCUGUGUCUGUUCCUGGCAGACUGCAGUUUCCUGGCCUCCUCCUUCCCUCAGGACCGGUCGCCCACCUGGUGCCUGGUUCUGACUGUGUGCAAACACUUCUUUUUCACGGCCAUGUUCUUCUGGAUGCUCUGCCUCAGUCUCAUGCUCCUCCACCAGGUCAUCUUCGUCUUCAGCCCGCUGAGAAGGCGGGUGUACAUGUUCAUUUCCUCCAUCCUGGGCUAUGUCUGCCCCACCGUCAUCGUGGGAGCCACCUAUGUGUACUGCAGAUACACGGGCACCAACUAUCACGACCACGAGACCUGCUGGCUCAAAUACGAGGGCCUCCUGGAGGGAUCCAUCCACGCCUUCAUCCUUCCUGUGGGAACCAUCGUUCUAACAAACAUGUUCUCCAUGGCGGUGGUUAUCCUGACGCUCUUGAAGUCAUCUAUCCCUGAGGGAGGAAAAGAGGAUGAUAAGGAGACAGUGAAGAGCAUCAUGAAGGCGGUGGUGUUCCUCACUCCCGUGUUCGGGGUCACGUGGGCUCUGGGGUUUGCUGUGUUGAUGACUGAUAAGGAUCCCAUAAAUCCUGUCUUCCAUUACACUUUCACCAUUGUCAACUCCUUACAGGGAUUCUUCAUUUUACUGGCUGGGUGUUUCGCAGAGAAAAGGGUUCGAGAUGAGUUGUGCAAGCUCAUAACAUCAGGCAGGCCAGCCUCAAAGAGCAAAAGUGAGAGUAUGAAAAACUUGACUACAAGCAACACCAAAGACUGAUGUUCUGCCAUGUUACGUCAAUGUUCAUCUAAACUAUUUUGUACACACUGCAGACUAUAGUUCAUACUGCAUCCUCUUCUUUUCUGUUCACGUUAAAAUGUUCAAACGUUAACAACAGUACUCAGUGAUUAACACAGAGAGAUCGAUCAUUUAGUUGUUAUUUAACGAAGAUGGUUGGAGGCAGUAGGCUCAGAUAUAAUUUGUAAUUCUAGUUUACUGAAGUAUACAUUUAAUAACAAUGUUAAUAAUUUAUUAUGUGUUUUUGAAUCGUUAGUAACUUCUCUUGCAUUCCGCCUGCAUUAUUAGACUGUAGUCUUUAUACUAGACAAGAUAAAUAAUUCUUCCAAGCCAUAGUUACCAGUUGUUGUGAACACACUAGUUUUAUAAUGGAUUGGGAAACGCUUCAAAAGUUAUCAAUUGUAUCAAACUAUCAAGUAUGAAUGGAUUAUGAAACACUAUACUGACUCUGGAGGGGUAGUCCCCUGUGUCCUUCUCAGCGACUGUGGAAGUCUAUUCCUUAUAUUCCAUUACAUUGAUGAUAUUUGUAUCUCAGAAUUAAAGGCUUAACAAACAAUUACAUGUAGUGAUUUGUCAGUUGGUAAGGAAGUUCUAAUUCUAUGUUAUUCAAUCAGUAAUGUACUGUACAUUUACAU